Messenger RNA from Meira miltonrushii, 582 nucleotides. RefSeq lists its product as uncharacterized. Lineage: Eukaryota; Fungi; Basidiomycota; Exobasidiomycetes; Exobasidiales; Brachybasidiaceae. The transcript is spliced from 3 exons. The record is from RefSeq and is a predicted model, not a curated record. The coding region runs from base 1 to 582 and encodes 193 amino acids.
AUGGCAGACAAAGAUAAAGCAGGUCCAUCCAAUGCUGGAGAAAGUUUACUAGAUUUUGCCAGCUUACCGGCAGAUGCACUCGACAGCUAUAUAGCCCAUUACGACCUGGCCAAAAGCUAUCCUCCUCCACCUUCCCGUCGUUCACCUUCGCCGCCUUCCGCAGACGCUGACGUUAUAGACGAAAGCGAAAGUGCACUUAAUGGAUCGCUAACAUCUCGUAGAGGUAGUCGAGUCUCAGCACGAAACGUUGAAGAUGCAAACCUUGCAACAACAUCCUCUAGACUUCGUCCAAGGUCACCAUCAUCUUCCGUCGCACAUCUAUUCCCCGGCAGUACAGGUUUGGGAAAACGAAAUGCAAGUGCGGCUGGAUUAGAUGAAAAUGGAAUGGAUAUAAACGGACAGAGACCGGAUGAUAUUCCUGCUCCAAGUCAUUUCUUUGAUGUACAAGAAGCGGAUGAAUAUUUGGCACAAGUUGCAAGUAAACACUUUGCUGCUCAGCCUCAGCCUAAAGAAGGAGAAAUUGUCGUUCAAUUCUUGUACAGAUGUCGUGCUGGAGACAAAUGCCUCAAGAUCGCUUCGUGA